AUGGAGAGGAAAAUACUAAUGAGGGAGAAGGAAGAAUUGAGAAUCAAGAAUGAGGUAUUGAAGAAGGAGAAAGAAGAGUUGGAGGAGGGUAAGGUGGAGUUGAAGAAGUAUAUGGAGGGGUUUCUUAUAGAGAAGAUGCAAUUUUGGAAGGAGAAAGAGUUAGAGAAGGAGAAGGAGGAUGAGGAUUUGGAAGGUAGGGACCAGGGGAAUGGAGAGGUGGAUGUUCAACACUCGGAUGCGUUAGACGUUAAUACAUGUGAGAAAUCACUGCGAUUCAUUCCAGUUUAUAAGAGGAGAAGUAAGAGGGCCGUGAAGUCAUCUGUCUACGAGCAUUCUCCAUUCACUUUCAUCUUUGUCAUUCAAACAACUCCAAGCAAUGCCGCCGACUAUGAGAAACUGAGAGAAUUAUGCAGCCCGAUCAAGAUGAUUGAUGAGGAAACUCUCAACCACAUGAAGAUGGGCCCUAAGCAGCGUAGGGCCCACAAAGAAGAGUUCGGGGACGAAGCGGAAGAGGAAAGUGGAGAUGAAGAAGAUGAUGAGGAACAAGAAGAGGACAAGGAAGAAGGAGAAGAAGAGGUCGAGGACACUGACAGGGAGCCACCUGUCACACGUAGCAAGCACAAGAGCUUGGAUGCGCUCAGUGCCUGUAUGGCCAGGAUAGAAGAGAACGAGGGGAACCUGAAGAGGAGGCUUAAGAAGUUGUCUCACACAAUGAAAGCAAUUUUAUGCUAUGUACAUAAAGAGGGAGCACCCCCUCCUUCAUCAGACUCAGAGGAUUAUUAG
Molecule: messenger RNA, 783 nt
Organism: Magnolia sinica
Lineage: Eukaryota; Viridiplantae; Streptophyta; Magnoliopsida; Magnoliales; Magnoliaceae
Exons: 2
Coding region: 1-783 (260 amino acids)
Source: RefSeq, a predicted model, not a curated record